Molecule: messenger RNA, 882 nt
Organism: Marasmius oreades (fairy-ring Marasmius)
Lineage: Eukaryota; Fungi; Basidiomycota; Agaricomycetes; Agaricales; Marasmiaceae
Exons: 8
Coding region: 1-882 (293 amino acids)
Molecular function (GO): heme binding; iron ion binding; oxidoreductase activity, acting on paired donors, with incorporation or reduction of molecular oxygen
Source: RefSeq, a predicted model, not a curated record
AUGCCAACUAGUUUCGAGUGGGAGACGUACGAUAAAUGGUGCAGAGAGCUUGGCUCUGAUAUGAUCCACCUCGAAGUUGCCGGGACGUCUAUCGUCGUCAUGAACAGUGUGGAAGCGGCGGAGGACUUGUUAGACAAACGCUCCGCCGUUCAUUCUAAUCGACCGCGACUGGUCAUGGUAAACGAGCUGAUGGGAUGGAACUAUUCCUUCGCUCUUAUGGAAUACGGCGACGAAUGGCGAGCACAACGGCGUUUAUUUCAGCAGGAAUUUCAUCCAACAGCUGCUGAGCGUUUCCAGCCACUCGAACUUCAAGUGGCGCACAAUCUCGUCCGCCGCCUUCUGGACGACCCGGAGAACUUCCCAACUCAUAUCAGGCAUCUGGCUGCUUCCACUAUUCUUGGGAUAGCAUAUGGUAUCGAGGUCCUCCCGGAAAACGAUCCGCAUGUCGCUGCCGCCGAACGUGCUCUUGAGUCUUUAGGCCAGGGGAUCGCACCGGGCGCAUUUUUGGUCGAGUCCAUACCGGCGUUGAAAUACGUACCAGAGUGGUUUCCAGGCGCCGGAUUCAAACGCAAAGCAAGGGAAUGGGCCAAAUUUUCGACCAUCAUGCGUGAGAUGCCCUUUGAAGCUGCAAAAACGUGCAUCGAAAAUGGGACCGCACACCCGUCGUUCACUUCGUAUAGCCUUGAUAAGUUGAACGGUGCAGCGGACCAGGCUGAACAAGAACGUCUUGUCACAGCAGUGGCGGCUACAAUGUACGCAGGUCAGUUGUCCCUUCGUCAAGUUGACAUAGAUGACAAGCUUAACUCUGUGAAUGCGAAACCGUCAAAGGAGGAACCGAUUCUGUAUGUCUCUCACUCCUUGUAUUUAUUUCUUCAUCCCUGA